Messenger RNA from Neoarthrinium moseri, 1719 nucleotides. RefSeq lists its product as uncharacterized. Bases 1 to 1719 code for a protein of 572 amino acids. The transcript has 3 exons. NCBI's taxonomy places the organism in Eukaryota, Fungi, Ascomycota, Sordariomycetes, Amphisphaeriales, Apiosporaceae. Gene Ontology annotation, molecular function: snoRNA binding. The record is from RefSeq and is a predicted model, not a curated record. Gene Ontology annotation, cellular component: box C/D methylation guide snoRNP complex; small-subunit processome.
AUGGGUCUCUUCGUGCUCGCAGAGACGCCUGCGGGCUUCGGUCUGUUCAAGGCCAAGGACAAGAAGCUCCUGCUCUCGCUCAAGAAGUUGAUCAAGUUCGAGGACUCGGCGCAGGCGCUCGGCGAGUACUCGGCCCUCACCGAGGGCAAGGUCACCCCCAUGCUCCAGCAGCUCCUCGAGGACAUCAAGGACGAGAGCAAGAAGUCGUCGCUCGCCGUCGCCGACCCCAAGCUCGGCGCCGCCAUCAACGUCCUGCCCGAGCUCCAGAUCACCCCGGUCUCCGACUCGUCCACCAACGACCUGUUCCGUGCCAUCAAGACCUACCUGCCCGAGCUCUUCCCCGACCUGUCGAGCGACUACCUCGGCAACAUGGCCCUCGCCCUGUCCCACUCCAUCUCCCGCCACAAGCUCAAGUUCUCCCCCGACAAGGUCGACGUCAUGAUCGUCCAGGCCAUCAAGCUGCUCGAUGACCUCGACAAGGAGCUGAACAACUACGCCAUGAGAGUCAAGGAGUGGUACGGAUGGCACUUCCCCGAGAUGGACCGCAUCGUCAACGACAACCUGGCCUACGCCCGCAUCAUCAUGGCCAUGGGCACCCGUGAGAACGCCGCCAACACUGACCUCUCCGACAUCCUCCCCGAGGACAUCGAGGCCCGCCUCAAGACCGGCGCCGAGGUCAGUAUGGGUACCGAGGUCGGCGACUUCGACCUCGAGAACAUCAAGAUGCUGGCCGAGCAGGUCAUCGGCUUCACCGAGUACCGCCAGCAGCUGUCCCAGUACCUGACUUCGCGUAUGAAGGCCAUCGCCCCCAACUUGACUGAGCUCGUCGGCGAGCUCGUCGGUGCCCGCCUCAUCGCUCACGCCGGUUCGCUCAUGAAGCUCGCCAAGAGCCCUGGUAGCACCAUCCAGAUCCUCGGUGCCGAGAAGGCCCUGUUCCGUGCCCUGAAGACCAAGCACGAUACUCCCAAGUACGGUCUCAUCUACCACGCUUCCCUGGUCGGCCAGGCCACCGGCAAGAACAAGGGAAAGAUCGCCCGUAUGCUGGCCGCCAAGGCUGCUCUUGGUCUGCGUGUCGAUGCUCUCUCGGAGCUGAGCGCAGAGGGUCUUGAUGGUGAGGACAUCGCCAUUGACGAUGAGGAGAGAGCCGAGCUCGGUAUCCGAUCCCGCAUCAAGCUCGAGAACGCCCUGCGCAGAAUGGAGGGCAAGCCCAUCCAGACCAAGGGUGUCAAGAUUGCGCCCAACGGCGCCGGCCCGUCCAAGUUCGAGGUCAAGCCUUCAAGAAACUACAACGCUGACGCCGACGGUGUCUCGAGCGACAAGAAGCCCUUGAUCCAGGAGGUCGAGGAUACCCCCAUGGGAGACGCCGAGGAGGACGACUCGGAAGACGACUCCGAGGCCGAGAAGAAGAAGGCCAAGAAGCUGGCCAAGGAGCAGAAGCGUGCCGCCAAGGAGAAGAGGAAAUCGGGAGCGACCGAGGUCGAACCCCUGACCCCCAAGGCACCCAAGGCACUGUCUGAGGCCGACUACGAACGCCUGGCCGCCGCGGCUGGUAUUUCGGUGACCAAGUUCAAGCGCAAGUUCGAGCGUGGCGACGUCGAGAUGGGUGACGAUGGCACGCCGUCCGUGGUCAGCAAGAAGGACCUGAAGAAGAAGAGGAGGCAUUCCGAAGUCGACGGCGACGAGAAGAAGAGCAAGAAGGCAAAGAAGGAGAAGUCAUAA